Messenger RNA from Cuscuta campestris, 2427 nucleotides. Lineage: Eukaryota; Viridiplantae; Streptophyta; Magnoliopsida; Solanales; Convolvulaceae. The record is from the annotation of a GenBank genome assembly.
GACAGAACAAUAUCCUUCCAAGUUUUCGACGGCAUUCGAGUGCAUGGAAUUUCUCUGGGGUCUUGCGGCGAUAUGCCGUCUGACUCCACCGCCGCAGCCGCAGCCUUCAGGGUUGCUGUUUUCGGAGAAAGAAGAGUUAAAUUAUUCGAUUUGAUUAUCAUUUCCAGCAUUCAUUCCGGGGAAUCUCUUCAAUUUUCAUUAACGCCAAUUCAGACGGUGCCUAGACUUAGCCAUUGGGUUUUGGACGUUGUCUUCCUCUCCUUCAAUGGGGAGUAUGGUCUUGCAAUUGGGUGCAGUGACAAUUCUCUUUAUUUCUGGGACAUUUCGAGAUGUAAGGUGCUUUGUCAAAUAAGCUGUUCAGAGAGGUGUCUUCUAUACUCUAUGCGUAUCUGGGGGAAGGAAGCUGAUUCUCUCCGUGUUGCAUCGGGUACAAUUUUUAAUGAGGCUUCUGACAUCCUCAUCAACUAAAAAGGUUAUUGUGUGGAAAUUGGAUUGCAAGACUGACGUUUGUGCUGUUAGCAGUCCUGCUGUAGAUCAUGUAGACCUAGUUAAUGAAAAGGGAAAUGUGUUUCCUAUUCUGAAAUAUAAAGCUAUUAAUUUACACUGGUUGACUGGACAUGAAGGAUCAAUUUUUCGCCUUGCCUGGUCACCAGACGGAUCAAAAAUAGUAUCUGUUUCUGAUGAUAGAAGUGCUCGUGUUUGGGCACUUGGGGAGUGCAAGUCUUUGCACAAUCUUGCAGGGGGUCCCAUUCAAUGCCUCAGCUCUACUCUUUUUGGUCACACUGCCAGGGUUUGGGAUUGCUGUAUUUUUGACUCUUUGAUUGUUACAGCUGGUGAGGACUGUACAUGUCGUGCAUGGGGACUGGAUGGCACACAACUUGGUUUGAUCAAAGAGCACAUCGGACGGGGAAUAUGGCGGUGUGCCUAUGAUCCUAGUUUUGCAUUGCUUGUUACAGCGGGAUUUGAUUCUUCCAUAAAGGUUCACCAGCUGCAUGCAUCUCCUGAAUGUUUAGGCAAAAUUGUUGGAGAACUGAAAUUGUCAUUUUAUGAACCGGAGGCCUUUAGAAUCUCUAUCCCAAAUUCUACCAAACAUAUCAGCCAUAUGGAUAGCAAGAGUGAAUAUGUUCGUUGUUUGCGUUUUUCACGUGAAGAUUCUCUUUAUAUUGCCACAAACAGUGGCUUCGUAUACCAUGCUAAACUAUGUCGUACAGGGCAUGUUAGUUGGACAAACCUUUUUCACAUUGGGGAGGAUGCACCAAUAAUUUGUAUGGACAUUCUAUCAAAUGGGUCUGAUCCUUGUGGAACUGACGAUUGGGUUGCUGUGGGAGAUGGUAAAGGUAGAAUGAUGAUUGCCCACAUUGCUGGUGAUGUUUUUAGCCCUAAAGUAGAUCAUCAUUCUCUAACCUGGUCUGCUGAAAUUGAGAGACAGCUUUUGGGGACUAACUGGUGCAAGUCUCUGGGAUUUAGGUUCAUCUUCACUGUGGAUCCUAGAGGGAGGUUGAAGCUUUGGAGGGUAUGUAACUCUCUGUCUUCUGCUUCUCAUGUCGAGGCAGCUUAUCAUCCAGAAUUGGUUCACGAGUUUGUCUCUUGUUUCGGAAUGCGGAUCAUUUGCUUGGAUGCAUCACUGAAGGAUGAGGUGCUAGUGUGUGGGGAUAUCCGUGGAAAUGUUUUGCUGUUUCCUUUAAAAGAGAAUGUACUAUAUACCGCUCCUAUACCUUUAGAAGAGAAAGUAUCUCCACAGGCUUAUUUCAAAGGAGCUCAUGGAAUAUCAACAGUGUGUAGCAUUUCAAUCGCUGGAUCUAUUCCUAGUCAACUUGAUAUACACUCUAGUGGGGGAGAUGGAUGCAUCUGCUACUUUGAAUAUGACAGGAAUCGAAAGAAAUUGGAAUUUACAGGAAUCGAGCAAGUGAAAGAACUGAGCACUGUACAUUCUGUCUACUCCAGUGCCAACUAUAAUGACAAUAUGCCAAGGGGUAGCUAUGCUAUAGGGUUUGCAUCUUCGGAGUUUAUAAUUUGGAAUUUAAGUUCUGAAAGAAAGGUUUUACAAGUAUCAUGUGGUGGAUGGCGGCGGCCUCAUUCUUAUUAUCUUGGCCAUUCCCCUGAGAUGAAGAAUUGCUUUGCUUUUGUGAAGGUGUUUCUGUUUCAGUGCUCUACUUUAUUCAUGUUCUGUUGAGGGAUUUGAACUAGGAUAGUAGAUGAUUUUUUGUUCUGGGUUUCUCUCUAGUGCCUAGAACUGGCUAGAAAGAAGUAGGCUACACUGUAUGAUGUAUGUGUGUCACGAUUAUCUGUGUUGAAUAAGGGAGGGAUGUGUAGAAAGAGGUCGACAAAUGUUUCACUUGAGAGCAAAUGGGCACAACAGUUAUAUAUAAUGUAUAUGCAUAUAAAACCACCCUUGGAUUAGUUUUGCAGGGACAUAGCAAGUGGAUG